ACCAAAUUUCCCUAGAUCCAUUCUGUUGCCCUCAAGAAUUUCCCGGGGAAAAAAAAAAAAGAAAGCGAAGCGAAGAGAAGAAAAAAAAAGAGGACAGAAUCCAAAGAUAAGCGCAAAUCCAAAUCUGAAAACCUGGCGGAGGAAAGAAGCAGCAAGAGAAUCAAAUCAACCAUGGAGGUUGACGGAGAAGAUCCUCCAAAGAAGCUCAACCUCCCACCGUCAAUGAAUCGACCGACGGUCUCACUCGAGACCCAACGAAUCAACCGUUUAAUCGACUCCAACCAUUACCACUCCCCCUCCAAACCCAUCUACUCCGACCGGUUUAUCCCCAGCAGAUCCGGUUCCAACUUCGCCCUCUUCGGCCUCGAACCCUCGCCUAACAAAGACGGCAAAGAAGACGGGCCCGGUUCUUACGCCGGCAUGCUCCGGGCCGCGCUUUUCGAACCGGAUACGCCGGAGAAGAGAGACGUCGUUACUGGGUUCUCUCCGUCCAGGAAGAUUUUCCGGUAUAAGACGGAGACGCAGAGGCCGGUUAACUCGUUCUCGCCGCUUGGUGGGGCUGGUGAUGAUGAGUCUCCUGGUGUUAGCCGUAGUCCCGUGAAGCCGACGAGGAACAUUCUUAAGUCGGCUUACAAGGUAUUGGAUGCGCCGGCUCUGCAAGAUGAUUUUUACUUGAAUCUCGUGGAUUGGUCGGCACAAAAUGUUCUUGCAGUUGGAUUAGCCAACUGCGUUUAUUUGUGGAAUGCUUGUACUAGCAAGGUAACUAAGUUAUGUGAUAUCGGGAUUGACGAGAGCGUUUGCUCAGUCAGCUGGGCACUACGUGGAACACAUUUGGCGAUUGGAACUAGUAGCGGAACUGUAGAGAUUUGGGAUGCGUUGCGCUGCAAGAGGAUAAGAACGAUGGAAGGUCAUCGACUACGAGUUGGAGCAUUAGCAUGGAGCUCAUCGGUUUUGUCUUCUGGUAGCAGAGACAAGAGCAUACUUCAGAGAGACAUACGGUGUCAAGAAGAUCAUGUCAGUAAACUAACUGGUCACAAAUCCGAAGUCUGUGGUCUCAAAUGGUCUUAUGACAACCGCGAGCUAGCAUCAGGCGGAAACGACAAUAAGCUUCUUGUGUGGAACCAACAUUCAACACAACCGGUUUUGAGAUACUGUGAGCACACAGCAGCGGUUAAAGCCAUUGCGUGGUCACCGCAUCUCCACGGACUUCUUGCCUCCGGUGGUGGCACUGCUGAUAGAUGUAUCCGUUUCUGGAACACAACGACAAACACUUCUUUAAGUUGCGUGGACACCACUAGUCAGGUGUGUAAUUUGGCUUGGUCUAAGAACGUGAAUGAGCUUGUGAGCACGCACGGAUACUCUCAAAACCAAAUCAUCGUUUGGAAGUACCCAACCAUGUCUAAAUUAGCAACUCUCACCGGACACACGUUCCGUGUUCUGUAUCUUGCUGUUUCACCUGAUGGACAGACGAUCGUGACAGGAGCAGGAGAUGAAACCUUAAGGUUCUGGAAUGUCUUCCCUUCCCCUAAAUCUCAGAGCAGGGAGAGCAAAAUAGGGGCGUUGUCUUUUGGUAGAACAACAAUCCGGUGAAAUCCUGAGAUGAUUAUUUCAAUCUCCUGCGAAGAAGAAGAAGAAGGCAAACACAUCCGUGUUUAGUUGGUCGUCCUAACCAAACCUCCCCAUAGAUUUUUGUAGUAUUUUUAUCAUGUAAAUGCAGUAUUAUAUUGGUGGAGAUUGGAAUCUGAUUUAAAUUGAAGUGUUUUUUUA
Molecule: messenger RNA, 1767 nt
Organism: Brassica oleracea var. oleracea
Lineage: Eukaryota; Viridiplantae; Streptophyta; Magnoliopsida; Brassicales; Brassicaceae
Product: protein FIZZY-RELATED 1
Exons: 9
Coding region: 172-1590 (472 amino acids)
Biological process (GO): positive regulation of anaphase-promoting complex-dependent catabolic process; positive regulation of ubiquitin protein ligase activity; anaphase-promoting complex-dependent catabolic process
Cellular component (GO): anaphase-promoting complex
Molecular function (GO): anaphase-promoting complex binding; ubiquitin ligase activator activity; protein binding
Source: RefSeq, a predicted model, not a curated record